Hypomesus transpacificus is the source of this 2352-nucleotide messenger RNA. RefSeq names its product inositol polyphosphate 5-phosphatase K (gene inpp5ja). Gene Ontology annotation, molecular function: phosphatidylinositol-3,4,5-trisphosphate 5-phosphatase activity; phosphatidylinositol-4,5-bisphosphate 5-phosphatase activity. The transcript is spliced from 13 exons. Gene Ontology annotation, cellular component: cytoplasm; plasma membrane; ruffle. The coding region runs from base 1 to 2352 and encodes 783 amino acids. Gene Ontology annotation, biological process: negative regulation of peptidyl-serine phosphorylation; phosphatidylinositol dephosphorylation. The record is from RefSeq and is a predicted model, not a curated record. NCBI's taxonomy places the organism in Eukaryota, Metazoa, Chordata, Actinopteri, Osmeriformes, Osmeridae.
AUGUCAGGGAUGGAGAAGGUUCACAGGUUGAUGGAUCAGAUGCAGCAGGAACAAAGUACCUCAGACACUACAAUACAGUCUGGACAGCAUGUGCAGAAUACACAUGGGUGCCAAACGGACCACAUAGCCCCCGUUGUCAGCCCCACAGGAGCUUGGGGGAAAAUCCCUGGUGUGAGUUCAAUGCAGGCUGCAGGUUUACACUCCCAGGUGUCAGACUACGUGCAAUCAGAGCUGGUGAAUGCAGGGUCCACUUCUGUUCUGCCACUUAAUAUCAGUCGCCCGAGGCCUACUGCACUGGGGAACAAACUUGCAGGGAAGACCUCCAGAAUCCCUGAAACUUAUGUCAAGGAGAAGCCUUCCAUCCCAGCUUUUGUUACAGAUCUACAUAGCCCAAUCUCCCAGUCCCUAACAGAGCCUUCUCAGCUGCCUCACAGCCCUCAGAGUCCUUUCAGCCGUCAGCCUUACUCUGUACAGCCUUACUUAAGCCCUCAAGCAAGCCUGGCUCAGCCUCCUCCUAACCCUACCCCACCAUCUAGUCUCAGUCCCAAAGCGAGACUAAGUCCUCAGCCACAGAAGACCAUUGGAGGGGCCUUAGUGGAGAACCAACCACAGGUUGACAAGACAUGCAAGGAAUCAGAGGGCUUCAAGAUCCACAUUGUGACAUGGAAUGUAGGUUCCGCCGUGCCCCCAGAUGACAUUACUUCCCUGUUUGGGCCAAGCGCUGCUGACUGUAGCGUAGACAUGUUUAUCAUUGGGCUACAGGAAGUGAACUCCAUGAUAAACAAGCGUUUGAAGGAUGCCCUGUUCACAGAUCAGUGGAGUGAGCUCUGUAUGGACACACUUAGUUGCUAUGGAUAUGUGCUGGUGGCCUCCCAGCGUAUGCAGGGGGUGCUGUUGCUGGUCUUCUCUAAAUUCUGCCAUCUUCCAUUUCUGCAAGGUGUGCAGACAGAGAGCACACGCACUGGUCUUGGGGGAUACUGGGGAAAUAAGGGGGGUGUCAGUGCGAGGAUGGCAAUGUUCGGCCACCCAGUGUGCUUCCUCAACUGUCACCUGCCAGCCCAUAUGCGGAACCUGGAGCAGCGUAUGGAGGACUUUGAGAGUAUCCUGCAGCAGCAGCAGUUUGAAGGCGGCACUGCCACUGGUGUGCUGGACCAUGAUGUGCUGUUCUGGUUUGGGGACCUUAACUUCCGUAUCGAAGACUAUGACAUACACGUGGUAAAGAGUGCUAUUGAUAGCAAUAAACUCCCCCUGCUGUGGGAGAGAGACCAGCUCAACAUGGCAAAAAACAGUGAAUCUAUCUUGGAGGGAUUUAACGAAGGUCCUCUCAAUUUCCCACCAACAUAUAAGUUUGAUGUGGGGACACACACAUAUGACACCAGUGGAAAGAAGAGGAAGCCUGCUUGGACAGACCGUAUCCUCUGGCGCCGGCGUCGCACUGGAUCCCCUGUGCCUUCCCACAAUGCUGCUCUUCAGCGUGGCCUGACCUUAUGGCUGGGUGGGGCUACCAGGGUGACGCACCUUGCCUACCGCAGUCACAUGGGCUACACCAUCAGCGACCAUAAGCCAGUCUCUGCCCUUUUCGCAUUACAUUUCCCUUUUAGGGUGGACAUUCCACUGGUGGCAUUCGAGAAGGUUGACAGGGAGUGGACUAACGCUUCUGAAGCUAUAGUCAGGUUCACUGUGGCAUCAACCUACCAACGCAGCUCAUGGGACUGGGUUGCCAUAUAUAAGCUUGGAUUUAAACACCAUAAGGACUAUGUAGCCUAUGUGUGGGCGAAGGGAGAACAUCUGACACAGGUGAUAUUUGCAGAGGAAGACUUACCCAGGGAUGCUGGGGAGUACAUACUUGGUUACUACAGUAACAACAUGAACAGUAUAGUUGGAGUGACAUCGGCCUUCAAGAUCCAGAUCCCAGUACGCAGCCCAACGGUGUGUUGCUCAGACAGCUCAGAUGCCAGCUCAGAGGAUAACAGCACGCUAGUCUUGCUCGCUCCGAACUCCCGCAGCCCCAGUCCUGGAACGGGCAAACACCGCCGCUACCGCCGUAGUCGCAGCCCUGCUGUGCCUACUCUCUCUACCACCCCUUUGUCAUCCCUACAGGGCCUUAGCCUGUGUCCUCACCCCAGAGAUGCCCACUCACACAGCCACUCCCCCUUCGCUGCAGCUAAGAAAGAGCGCCUGAUGUCACCUGACACACUGCCAUCGCCCACCAUCAGCCCCCUUAGUCCGCGUAGCCCUGUCUCUCCAGGGGGUGGGGUCACAGCCCCAGAGGCCCUCAUUGCUGCCAUACUCGGGGAACACAGCCCCAACAGGGGCAUCCCAGCAGGAAAGGUUGGAAAGACCAGUUUAUAA